AUGGCGUUUGCUGGGACAAAUGUCAGUUUGUCCCAGCCGGAUAUAACGCAAAAACUGACGGAGCGCAUAGAUGAUCUGAAGCAGAGAAUCGCUGCUUGGGGAAAGCGGAUUCGGCGAUAUACCGAGAGGUCGACACGGUUCAACCAGAAUCGUCUCUUCCAGAGUGAUCAGAAGAGGCUCUAUGAAUCAUUGGAGCGACCAAUGGUAAGUGGAACGGGUCCAGCACCGAAUCAGGCCGACACUGUAGCAUUCUGGUGCGGCCUGUGGUCAGAGCCCGUAAACCACAGCGAGGGCCCUUGGACGGAAGUUGUGGCGAGUCAGUGUGCGGGUAUUACGCCCAUGGACCCCGUCAUCAUAACGCCGGAUGACGUAGCUGAGGCGGUCCGUAGGGCCCCGAACUGGAAAAGUCCGAGGCUUGACGGGCUGCAUCACUACUGGCUGAAGGGGUUCAUGGUGUGUCACUCUGUGCUUGCCCGACAGUUUCAAGAGGCUCUCAACCAGAAGUCGCUCCCAAGCCUCUUCACUACUGGGAUCACUCAUUUGGUUCCUAAAGACCAGGGUACCACAAACCCGAGCAAAUACCGCCCCAUCACGUGUCUACCGACCAUAUACAAGACACUAGCAUCCAUUUUGUCACAAAACAUCGGUAUCGAUGAGACUGGCCUCGAAACCGACAUUGUAUUGGACCAAUUAGACCCAUGA
Parnassius apollo (apollo) is the source of this 702-nucleotide messenger RNA. Lineage: Eukaryota; Metazoa; Arthropoda; Insecta; Lepidoptera; Papilionidae. The record is from the annotation of a GenBank genome assembly.